AUGUUGAAGCUGUGCAUCGCUUGUAGUUCGAAGGUAAAUGAGAUUAGUUUAUUUAAAGCCAAAGAUAAAAUAGAAAUGUUCUUGAGGUUUAGUCUUCAGAGAGAUUUUGAAGUUUUACGACUCAUGGGUUUUACAUAACAGCUUCGGUGCGACCGGUGCUUGUAACUAACGUGACCAAGUGAUGUAGGGUUCUCGCGACGGAGUUUGGCCAACAGUUUUAUAAAAUUUAUUUUUCAUCAUCGAUCUCUGUGAUGAAAUUAUCUGGCUUACAAACAGAGUAUGUUUUGAUGUCCUUUGGACAGUGUGAAGUGUAGUAGUCGGUAACAACAGUGUUACGAGAUAAGCACAACAUAACGCAAUCGUAGCAACACUGGUUGUCUCGCGAUAGUUAAAGUACAGCAAAUAACUUUUAUUUUUCUCUGUAAAUUUCAAACCAGUUUAAAUUUAGAGACACCGUUUUUUGGUGUGACUGUUGCAGGACAAACUUUGGUAUAAACAAACUGAAUAGUUACGACGCAGUUACAUGCAGAGGGUGAAUUCUAAACCUCUAUCCCGCCCAUGUCAGAUGUAGCGACUAGGGAAACCGCCAUUUCGGAAGGCUAAAAAACGGGCAAAACGACAAACAAGUCCAUGUUACAGUAUCUUUACACAAUACGCUUUCAACUAUAACUUAUCCGGAUCACAACGGUUUUAAUUUUUCAAGAAAAUUAAGAUACAUUUGUCGGCAUAAUCAUGAGCGCACCAAGAUUCACUGACUCAGUAUUUGUUUGUUUGUUUCAAAUUGUUUUCCGUUUCUUGAAACAUCAUGGCGCAUCGAGUCGCUUACCCGGAGUAGCGACUCGAAGUAAUGUCUGAAAUUCAGGCUACAAUAGGUGUUUUUGAAAGCUUGGGAAAUCUCAUCAUUAACAAAACAACCUAAAAAAAAGUCCAUUAAUUAAGCGUCGAUCUUCUGCAUACGUUUGCAAAAAUCCAGGGGCGCGAAAGAUCCUCUGAGUAGAUUAACGUCUCAGUCUUCCGUUUUCACUUUACUCAUACGGUCAAAUAUUAAAAGUUUGCUUGUACGGUGCCUCCUCUUGAACGCCUAACACCGUUAAUAGUACAAAUCAGCUUCAAUUGCUCUUACACAUCUUUGAUUCCAAAGCCAUUGUCAAAUCAGACUAUUUCGUUUUGGCUUCUGGGACAGCACCAGUUGAAAGUAGGGCAAGUCGGUAGUCGAGGCUCGGUGGUUAGUGUCCAGACGGUCUUGGAACCCCUCAGCCUCGAAAUAAGCACGGCACAGAAACGGUUUACCUCUCCGAGUUUUAUCAAAGUUGUCAUGACUGUACUUACGCUUUUAUCAACAACUCAAAUAGACCUUGUCACGGUUUUCGACGCCAUCUUGACCAGCAGGCAAACCCGUGAGAAAUUACAGUGUUUUUAUGAAAAUCUAAUGUCAAAUAAUUUCCGUAAAACUGCUUUUUUAAAAAAUAUAUGAACUGUAAACUAAAGCUUCGCUCUUAAGGAUUCUACGGAAAAAAUUUGAGGGCGUUACAUGCGCUAGAAGACCUAGCACCUUGUUUAAAAAUUUUCUAUACAUUUGUCUGUAAAAAUUUCCCGGGAAAAAUUGCACACAAAUAUAUGGAAAAUCUAAAGCAAGCUUCUGGAGAAAUUUAAGCACAGUAACGGCCCCCAAAAUUUGUUGGUAAAGUCUUUUGCUGUGAAGCUUUAGUUUACAGUUCAUAUUUUUUUCAGAAGAGUCGUUUUACGGAAAUUAUUCGACAUUAAAAUCUCAUACAAACACUGUAAUUUCUCACGUGUUUGCCUACUCGUCAAGAUGGUGUCGAAAACCGUGACGAGGUCUAUUUACACAGAACAUUAACAGAAGCAAACAGGAUUAUAAUGAAAAUUGGCAGGAUGCAGUGCUUUGCCGGUUUUCAUCUAAGUGUUUGGAAUUAAAUAAAGAUCGGAUAUAUGAAGUGAAUCAGGUUACAGAUGUAAACGUUUGUCUGUUGCGUUGGGUAAAUUGGUUUUGUGGAUCAGACAAAAAAGUAAGAUAAAGUAUUCGAUAUUCAGCAUUUAAUUUUGUACCUUAAUUUUUCGUAUGGUCAAUUUUUGCGGUCAAUUGAAUUUUCUGAACUGGAAGGUUCAAACCAAAAAAUUUACAUUUAUAACUAAAUCAAACCACAAUCGCUUUCAUUUUUGUAAACUGCACCUAAACGAACAUAAAAUGUUUGACCAUAAAAUUGAUAGUUGAAACACAUUAACAAUCGCCUUUAUUUUUGCAAGUUGUACCUAAACGAACAUAAAAUGCUUGAACAUUAAUUGAAAGUAAAACCAAGGUGGGUCUGCAUGAAAAUUUAAGACACACCAGUCUAAUUGCUUUGUAGGUGACUGUAUGUUUUCUGUAAUUUGUACAAAUUAUUGUGAUAUCAAGCAGCUGUGAUUAUCGUCAAAACUUUGUACGAGAGUUAAAGAGCUAAACAGUUGUUCUAAACAGCAUUAAAUUGCCUCAAUCUUUGGUCCAUGAAAUUUGGGUUUUUACUUGUUCAGGUUUAAGCUAUUGUGUCACUUAAAAGGGCCGUUCGAUUUACUCUUACAUAAUGCUGAUUAUGACAUUGUUCUGUUUUAUUUCUGAAUAUUGCAUUAUAGAUUGCUGUACAGGGUUGUUACAAAAGUUUUGUCCAGUUCAAAUCUGGAGUUGUUUGGGAGUAGGGACAUCAACUGAAUAAUUGUGAUAUUAUAAAUGUAAAGAGUGAACUCUGAAGAGCCUGCUCAAUUUUUAGGAAGGUACAUGAACUUCAAACAUAACGCGAACUGAUUUAUCUAAAUUAGGAAUCAAGAUGAUGAUGUAUUUAAUUUGCUGUAACUGAGGGAAAAACCAAGGCAUCGAAAAUUGAAUUGAGACACAUACAUUAGCUAAUGCAGAUUCAACUUUUGUGGCCUAUCGGGCCACAAGCUUAAAAUACUCAUCACGCUGUUUUUCUUUCCUUUUGCACCUCAUCUAUAGGUCGCUGCCUCAAGUCGCACCUGCUCAUGUGGUCACGUGUUUUCACCCGAGACCCGCAGGAUUGGCGGGAAACGAUUCUCUGGUAAAUCGUUUUACUGACAGUCAUCAUACUAUACGUGAAAAACUAUUCUUGUCUUUUAUAUUGGCAACGUUUAAGUAAAGUUCGAUCAUAACUUCAACGCUCAAUAAAUGAUUAAAAGUUAAACGACCGAAAUCAUUAAGACGCUUUGAUUUGAAUUUAAAUCGAAGAUUCAUUCAGUCAGUCAGUCAAAGUCAUUCAGUGAAGCUUUGAUUCCACUUUAAAACUUUUGUUUCUUGUUUCAUUGAUAUCUCAUUGGGCAAAACCUGACUCAAAGAGGAGGAUUUUCGAUCCAUGUCUUUACCUUGUUGACAAGAAUGCUUUUUGAAAUGCUAGCUAUUGUGCUAACGGUUUUGUUCCUCAGUGUUGUCGCAACUAUCCAUAAUGUGUAAGUCCAGAAUUACAUUUCUAUUGAAUGAAACCCCAAUGAGGAUUCGCCUCAUUUCCUAGCUGCUUUGCCGCCAGACUUUCUGGUGAUUUUCGAAAGAAACAGGGUACUCUUAUCUACAUUAGAUAAUUUUUCAAAACAAAUUCUGUCUCGAAUCCCGUUGAUUAGUCCCGACAUUUUUUCGGAUAAAUUUACAAAUAUAUUGCUUAAAUUGCCAUUGCGAUCAUAUCUUCAAGGGCAUGUGUAUUUCCCCAGCUCACAUCAUCUUCAUUCCAGAUGUCUCAUUCCUUACACGGGUUGAGAUGAACUCAACAAACUGGCCAGCUGCCCAUGUAUUAUUUUAUAUUAGGUAGAUUUAUCGAUAAUCACAUUUGAUAAUCAAGCUGCCAAUAUAUUGGUCUUCAUAGCUCAGUUGGUAGAGCACUUGCGAUUUCAAACGCAGAGGCCAUAUGUUCGAAUCCCGUUGAAGCCGGGAAAUUUUGCUCCGGUUAAUUCGCAAUUGCUUACAUUGUUAUUACAACUGUGACGAUCAUAUAAAUUCAUUUGAAGUCUGUCUUGUUGUCCAGGAUACCGACUGGGGACAGCACGGAGGCAAUCAUCUGGUAAUCUUCAUGAAAGACAGCAAAACGGAUGCGUGAAGGCCGACCAUACAGCCAAGAAGGUGAGAUGCUCUUGGAAAGGCUUUAAAUGGGAGCUUGAUAAAAUCUUUGAUAGCCUGAUUGGAAAAACGUUGUUGCUUGAAAAGUAUAAAACUUGAAAAGUAGAUAUAUGGAUAGACGUUUAUUAGCAUUGCAAGUUCAAAGUUCUUUUCAGAAUAGCUUACACUAUUAGCCAAGGGGGUCCCACAAAAUGUCAUGCAGGCGCGAGUCACACCGGCUUGAGUUCACCCCUGUUGUUGUACCGGAGCGAAAUUACGACCACUCGUUUCAGUGUGAAGUCGAUCUGCCGGUAGACUGGAACGGGCAGCGCAUGCCUAAUAUGUCGAUAUGAAGUGCACCUUCAUAUAAACGCAAUAUAAAAUGACCCAGUUAUCAUGAAACGCGAUACGAAAUCAAGAAGUCACCCCGGUAUGAAACUCGAGCAGGUGCGAGGUUUCUUAUGUAAACACCCCGUCAGCGCUGAUGCAUAGAGCGUAGCCACAUCUCCAACGCACACUUGAAAAUAAUAAUAAAAAAACUUUUUUGGAAGAGUUAAAAGAAAACGGCAUGCCUGAAGCAAAGUCAUACUCCAGGGGUUUGCAUCCGCACAGAGUCCGAAAUUGCGCCUUCCUGGUCGCCAAUGCGACUAAAAAUUUAGCCCUGGCGACCAGAAUUUCAUAGCUUGUCGCCAGCUAGCGACUUGUAAAGCUGGGCUGAGUUGCUCAAAGCAUGGUUAGCUUUAACCAUUGGUUAAGCAGUAUCAAAAUCAAUACGUUGUCAAGGUAUUAAACGCUGGAUAACGCUAACCAUGCUUCGAGCAACUGGGCCUGUUAUUGUGGACUUUAACGUUCGGAGAAACUGAUUAACAAUUGAAACCUCGAAGCUAUUUGCCAACAGGUGUCUUACUUUUUGUCCUGCUGAUAUUUUUUAAUAAUAUUAAAAGUGAAACGAAUCUUCAGCUACGAUCGACAGCUACGAUCAAUACGAGUUGAACGUUUCCAAGCCGCCAUGUUGUUUUCAGCUGAAAUACGGUAAGUACGUUAUGUACUUUAUGGACUGGCACGAGUAAUGUGGCACAGUUGUGGCCUGGUACGAGCAACAUGGCGGCUUGAAUUUAUGUUUUGUGGUAGGAAUAGUUAUCGGAAGAAAAUAGAGGUUUGAUAUGAUCAGUGCAGUCAUGGGCAGACAGCUUUCUGUUCCUAUGUUCUAGAUCAAAUAGCUUUAUAUCUCCAAAAAGCAAUUUGUGGAAAAAAAUAUGACUUCACUUGUACACGUACGGUUGCUUUCUGGUAUCGGGAGCAGAAGUAGUGCAAUUUUUGAGCAUAAAAACGUCCACAGCAUGCAUUUAUAAUUCGUGUUUAAACUUUUAUUUAACAAAAAAAGGGAGGGGGAAUUUUUGGCGACAACAAUUUGCACCCUGGCGACCAAAAAUUUAUACUUGAUCGCCAGUUGGCCCCCGUAUUAAUAAGUUAAUUUCGGACCCUGCCGCACUUGAAGCUCUUAAUAACGAAAGCUCUUCUUGAAAGAACUUUGAAUUUGCUUUGCUAAUAAAUGAAUACUUAUGAAUCCUUUAAGCUGCAUCAUUCGUGGUUCAUACUGUGCAGCACUCGGUUUUGGUUUUAGUUUCACGCAAUGAACAGAAAACCGUACUAUUUUCUAGGUGAGAAUAGUUUGUACUUGAAAACAAGGAGAAAAGUAGGACAUUAAAAUAUGCCACAAAACCGAUAUUUAGGGAUUUUUUUAGAAAUUUCUCAUCGUUUGGUCUCUCCCUUUUUAUUAUCUUUUUUUUACCGGGAUGAUCAGUCAAACCCUUGGGAAUUGCGUGUUUGAUUCACAUUUCUGGCUACUCCAGCAACAAUAAAACUGAAUUGAAAUUGAAGUACGCAUGGUGUAAUCAACAAAACCUCUGAUUUAAUGCGAUUAACUUAUCCCUUACCGUCCAUUUUAAUCGCUUUUACUUCACAGUCGCAAAAGCCAAUACUAAAUCAAAACCUAAAGAGUCCUAAAGCAAACCAAGAGAAAUCAAGGGUUACGCUUCACAAAUCCUGCAAGCGAAAAGUACCGCACAUGUCGAAUGAAAACCAAAGUAAAGGUAAAGUGAGAAAGCUUGACAACAUCAUGGAUGUGUUCUUUUCCCCGGAGAAACGCUUGAAACUAUCGCUUGCACUCAAUGAGAUCAACAGAAGAUUAGCAGGGCAGAUUCUCAUCUGGAAAAUGCUUCCUUGUGAAACAGGAUAAUCUAUAGAAGUCUACUCCUUUAGCAGUAUAUGGCUCAGUGAAUGAAGAAGAUGUACAUAAAUAUAAUUAUAUGACUGGCUCACUCAACACCAAUUUCACAACCCGGUUCGACUACGCCUCACCUGCCGCGGCGUUCUUUUAGACAGAAGAGGAUCCAGGAAAUCAUCAAACCAUGCUGUCCGUUUACUUGUAUCCACAUGAAACUUUUAAUUAAAAAAAACGGACAAGUGUGAUUAAGAAAGUGUUCUAUUCUACGUAGAAUUUAGACGGCUAUACCUUACCAAAUUUUAUGCCAUGGCGUAUACUUAUCGCUCCCCAAUUCCAAUGAUUGGAAUCCUUUAAUGAAUUUAACUGUUGAUUUUUUAAGGCAAUCAAUACGAAAGAGGCAUAACUAAUCUUCAAGGGUAAAUCACACGGAUCGAAGCCCUUCUGGAUCUUAAGGCGUACAUGGUAUCAAUAAUACCGAGCCAAAACCUUUGUGGUUUGCCCGGCAGACAACUCGCCAAAAGUUACCCGCGAAUUUAUUGAAAAUGAUAAGGUAGUAACUACUUAGACUUUGUUGUUUUAUGUUAUUUCGUAUUAUAUAUUUGUGAUAUGGGGGCUCGUAAUAUCGAGUUUCCACUCGAUAAAACUGUAGUAACUUUAGCAAUGAUUACACCCAUAAUGAUACUUGAUAAGGGCGUCAAAAGGAAACUACUGAUUAGCUUUUCAGUUUGUACAGAUCAGAACUGCCUGGACACAAAACAGUUGUAAAUAAACUUCAUGUAACUUGAAAAAUUUAGACGGGUACAGUAAACACACCCACAUAUAGAAGGAAUUAAGGCUGAAAUUGGUAAACUAAUUACGAAAUAUGCGAUACCGCUAUAAAUAUUGUUCUUACAUACCAUUUCAUCCAGGCUGUUUACACAAAUCGCGUGUUUUCAAUGUAGGUGGUAACUGUAUCGUAGCAUAAAAAACACAUUGAUCACUCUGCGAUACUUUGAACUGAACUGGACGACACGAUUGAGACCGUUCAGCUAGACAGAUUAUCCUGAAUUACUCGUCGUUUAAUAUAACAAUAUUAAGGGAUUCAGAAUUAAAAAAUAAUGAAACAAGGUUGAUGCUAUAAAUAAAAAAAAAGGACCUAUAAGGGAAGACUUACACGGAAGGGAACAUCAAUACAUUGGAAAUUAAUUAAUACUGAGUGUAUGAGGUAUUGAAUGAGUCUUUUAGCUUCGAAAUUGAGCUCGCGAAAAUCAAAAUUGUUCAAUAGCAGACCAUCUCAUGGUGUUAACAGUCAUUGCUGUCCACGAUGAAAUUUUCGUGGCAUUUAAUGUCACCAAUUAUUUUAACCAUGGACGAAUGAGUAAGUGUUUCAGCAAAAGGUCUACUGGCUUUUAAGCCCAAUAACUACAACUGGGGUUCAAAGCUAACAUUUCGUGGAAAUCUAUUAAGUGAACUAUGUUUGCUCUCAGUUCAAUUGGCGUAAGCAACAACUCAGUUUCAGAUUUAUUUUGCAAUAUUUCUUACAAAGUUACAGUAUAUGGAUAGAUUGAAUUACACGUUAUUUAGAAUGACAAGUAAAAGAAAGGCAUCAAAGGCGUGGAGACCCGUUAAGAAAACGUUAGAGAUUAUACUGCCUAGCUAUUUCGGUCAUCAAACAAAUCUUAAUAGCUUUGGAAUCGUAUUUAAGGUUGUUAUUUGUUUGCCCGCGUAGUUUCAAAAAACAUCCAGCACACAGAACGUACGCUUAAUGAACUCGUUCAAAACAGGAAAUUGAAAGGGUUAAUCAAUUUAGAAGAGAUGAGACGAGAUUCCUCGAAAUUACGAUGAAAAGGCUCAGCGCAAAUAAGAUCUAAUAAAAUGCCUCUGCAGGGAAGUCAGUUUAGGGAAAGACUUAAAAAAUAGACUAUUUUAACUUUGUGGGAAUAAUUGAGUAGGGAAGCAUGGCAUUUCUGCCUUACAUUUCAGUGCUGAAAUAGAAAAAAAUUGUUAUUUUAUUUGAUUUUGAUGGUACCGUCGCGAAAUAACAACUUCAAGUAAUCUGAUAGCUUGAACUGCGCACCAAAGAAUAAAUAACUGCAGCAAAAUUUAUGAACAGAUGCAGGAAACACAUCCACUUAAGUUAACCUUGGCGUCGUGGGAAAUAACUGAGUGGAAAAGGCACUGCACUUUUUACUAGCUACAAUAGAACACUUUACCACUAAGUGACUAAAACUCAACUGGAUGAACUAAUUGCCAGAACAUAUCGGAUUUAAGUAAUCUGCUGAAUACUUAACGACAAAAGGAACCUCGGACCUUAUUUCCUGGCAGAGAACUAGGAAAGUGUUUCGUACUUUCAACAACUAGGGAGCUUAUAAGAGAAAAAAAUGUUUUUCUUCAGCGAAAAUUUUUGUUUUAUCGUGCACGGAAUAAGGGUUUUUAAUGACAACUGUUAUACUCAAUUAUUUCCCUCGAAACAGAAAUAGCAAGCUUCUCAAGCGCUUAGUUUCUGUCAAAACCAUUGAGCAAAGAACAACCAUAAAGUGAUUAAGAAUUUUUUAACCCAACGGAUGCCAACAGCUUAUUCCAAUAAGUGUUAUGGAGUCAAGUAUAUAUGAGAAAAAAAUAUAAACCAUUAAAACUAAGCUAUGAAAAAGGAGUGAUACUUAUUGACAGGAACUGCCAUAUCCAAUUUCAUAUAAACCUUUCAUACGUGGG
Porites lobata is the source of this 9008-nucleotide messenger RNA. NCBI's taxonomy places the organism in Eukaryota, Metazoa, Cnidaria, Anthozoa, Scleractinia, Poritidae. The record is from the annotation of a GenBank genome assembly.